ACCGCCAUGUGCCGCGCGAGAAUGUCUUGAGGGCGCGCGCGGCGUUUUGCCCGCCUUUUUCUGCGCUCUCCUCGUGGGCGGAGAGGGAAAAAUGCUGCGCCCCGCCGGUUUCUUCAGGCGCUUCUACUGUCCCUUUGACACCCGCGGGUGCCGGCGACCUUACUGCCAGUACAGUCACAUAUCCAGGGGCUGGAGGGGGCCGCCCACCGCCCAGCAGCAGCCCUUGAGUGGCUCCCCUUCGCCGAGGCUGGGUGACAAGAUGCAAGAGCUAAAAAGGAUCAAUGAAACCAUUCAGUCAUUUAAGACUGAAGUUGAAGAAGGAGAAAAGAAGCUCUUGUAUGAUAACUUGGUGCAAGCUGACUGUAAACAGUCUUUGGCACCUGCAAUAAAUGACCCUACAGGAAAUAUUUCUUCGUUUGAUCAAGGUCAAAUUAGGAGUGCUUCUACAAAAGAUAAAGUUCAUGCCAUUUCAACCUCAAAGGACUCUUGCCAAUCCAAUAAAUAUAUUAUUGACUGUAGUUGUCUGGUCACUGAUCUUGAGUAUGACCCAUUGCUUAAUUAUUCUGCUGGUCUGCUUAGGUCUUCCAUGGAAGAAGAGGAUAGAAAUGACAGGCAAAAAGUAAAAAUGUUCCCUGGGGGAAAUUUGCAAGAAUCAGCAAAGUUGCCAUGUGAAAAGAGAUAUGGAUUUCCAAGUAAGAGAUCAAGAGGUUCUUCUCCAGUAAAACUUGAAAAAAAACUGCAGCAAUCAGAUGGUAAUACGCUUGUAAUAGAUACUAUGCCAGUAAGAAUGUCAAAGAAACCAAGAAUAAGUAAGUCCUGCAAAAAAUGGAAGAAGGAAGAAUGUGAAUUGAGUUUUAAAAGUACUGCAGAAGCUCAGAAAAGCUCAGAGAAAUCAAAGUCUUCAUAUAUAGAGCGAAGGAGAGCAGAAGGUAGCACAGUUGCUCUCUAUAUUAACAAAAAUGAUAAAAAAGAAACUGAAAUAAAAUCUGUAACAAACGAAAACUCUUACAUUCCAAAUGUAAAAGUGACCACUUUGAAUGAAGAAUGUAAUCCCAAUGAUCAAAGAAAACAUCAUAUUUGGAGGGAACGUAAUAUAUUGUCACACUCUCAGAUGAAGGAUGAAAUUGCCAGAGAAACUUUUAAGCAGGAUUCUGUGAACAUCUCUGUGAACAAUGAAACAAAUAAUAUGAAGGAGCAGAUGAGCAACUGGAAAACUUUGCUGAACAAAACCCACGCUAAAACAUGUUGUGAAGACAGCUCAAAGGAUAGAUUUGUACUGUUGCAAGACAUUUCCAAAAAAUCACCUGAUCACUUAGGGAGCAUGCAGCUGUAUAAAAAAAAUGAAGUGCAAAAUAACGUGCAGAGCAGUCCUGUGGAUUUGGAUGAAAAAAAAUCUUUUUAUGAAGAUGCCUUAUCUGAAAGCUGUGAUAAAAAGCAUGAUGAUGAAAGCGUCUAUAUAAAUGUCAAAAAUGAGGAGGUAAUUGUAAUUGACUCUUCAGAAGAAGACAAUUCUGAGGAAGGUGCAGAACAUUCUGAUGAUACUGUGGAACAAUGUCGAAAAUUUUUUAAUGAGUUUGUUGAACGUGAAGCACAAAAAGACAAACUAACAAAGCAGGCAUUUGCAGUGCAAAUAGAAGCAAACUCUGUUUCAAAGACAAAUAUGCUUCUUGGACAGAAGAGAAGAAUUGCACACACUGCAAAAUUUGAUGUUAAUGCCACCAAAGAAAUAAUUGUACCUUUUAAGGCACCUCUUCCACAACAGACUUACCAUUCCAGAAUCCUGCAAGCGCAACAGCAGGCAGUGGAAAUAAUGGCUGCUGUUAAAAGUGGUCAAGCUUUUGUUGCUGCGACUUGCAGCUCGAAGAAAAGUGCAACAGUAACACCAACUACUCGGAUUCAAAACAUGGAACCCAUGGUUCGUUUAAAUGUGUUCAAAGAUCAGCCAGUUGGAACAAGCAGCAGUCACAUGAAUGUACUACAUCCUGGAAGUACAUUGGCAGCAGUGCCAUGUAGGCUUUCCAAUAAUUCAGUCAGAAGAAUUGCUUCAGUGCCAUUUAAGGUGUCAAGUCGGAAAAGGUCUUCUGUUGUUCCAGAACUUGGAUCUAAAGUACCACAUGACAUAAGGCAACGAUAUAUCAAUUUUUUUGUGGAAGAAUUCUUUAAAGUUUCUGCAACUGUAAAUGAAGCUUUCAAAAAGGCAUUGGCAGAAGAAAAGGCAAUAUAUGACCGCUGUGGUGGUAAAAAUAUGUAUUUGAACAUAGCUGUGAAAACACUUAAAAAACUGAGGGAUCAUGGCAGAGUGUCAUCAGAUGGUAAGACUUGUCAGAAUUUGAGUACUGCCACUGGCCUUAGAAAACAAGAAGAAAAAAAUGAUUUUACAGGAAUUGCUCUCUACAGACUUCUAAAAGACUAUGCUCUAACUGAAGAACAAAUGAAGGAAAAUGGCUAUCCCGAACCAAAUCCUAAGAAACCUGGUAGUGCUAUGUUAUGCCCUGGCAGUACUAAACCACCUGUAUAUGACUCUUCUAGAAGAGUGUGUUGUAGAUGUGGAGAAAUGUAUCGUGUGAGUUCAUCAGGGAACCAUGUCCGGAAAGAAGAAUGUAACUACCAUUCUGGUAGAAUAUUGAGGCAUAAAGGUGGUUGGGAAUCACGGUAUAGCUGUUGUGAGGGAGUAGUUGGGUCUCUUGGGUGCCAAGUUGCAAAGCUACAUGUUCAUGAUAGAAGAAAGGAAAAUAUAGAUGGAUUUGUGAAGACUUUCAUCAAGCCACCUCCACUUGAUGGAAAUCAUGGUGUAUUUGCAGUAGACUGUGAAAUGUGUUACACAACACGUGGUCUGGAACUCUCCAGAGUGUCGGUAGUUGAUCCUUCUCUUCAGGUUGUCUAUGAUAAAGUUGUGAAACCCGAUAAUGAAAUCAUAGAUUAUAACAGUAGAUUUUCUGGAGUAACAGCAGAGGACAUGAAGAAUACUGCAAUAUCAGUUAAAGAUGUUCAGGCAGUAUUGCUAAACUUGUUCAGUGCAGACACAAUUUUAAUUGGUCAUGGUUUAGGGAAUGGUUUAUUUGCUCUUAAGCUGUUUCACAGUAAUAUCGUGGAUACAUCUGUGGUUUUUCCUCAUCGUCUAGGUUUCCCUCAUAAACGAGCAUUUAGAACUCUAAUAGCUGAUUAUCUCAGAAGAAUCAUUCAGGAUGAUGUGGGUGGACAUGAUUCUAGUGAAGAUGCAGCUGCUUGUAUGGAGUUGAUGCUUUGGAAAGUGAGAGAAGACAAUAAAGGUAGAAGAUGAUUUCUCUAAACAUCUAUCAGAAUGCAGCUUUUCUUCAUCAUUAGCAAAAGAUGACUACCAUUAAAACAUCUUCAAGAAAUUUUAUGCCACUGUAAUUAUAUCUAUUCAGAGAAGAACUGUGCUAAGUAUAUAUUUUCUUAGGCUGUGCAGGAAGAUUCAGUUAAACUCCUUAUUUAAAUUAUGAUUACAAGAGCUUUCAAAAAUCCCAACAUAAACAGUGAAAAAAUUCUGAUAUUUAUUGGAAAGAGCACUGUAUUUUAUUUUUUAUGAAACGUGCAUUUCCUUCAUGCAAAUAUUCGGUCUGUCUUGCUUUUCAGCUGUCUGCCAAAGUAAAAGCUCAUAGCCUAUUUCCAGCUUUCUUAGGGACAAACAAAUGGUAAAAAAUUAUGUUAUUCUUGCAUUUAUUUACUGGAUCUUUCUAGAAGGUAUGCAGAUAAAGUUAAAAAUGCAUAUUUUGUAUAAUUUUGAAAUAGUGUGGUAGAAAAAUAUGAUUUUGUGUAUUGAACUGCACUUAGUUAAUAUCAGCAA
Sphaerodactylus townsendi is the source of this 3808-nucleotide messenger RNA. Its product is annotated as RNA exonuclease 1 homolog. Gene Ontology annotation, cellular component: nucleus. Gene Ontology annotation, molecular function: nucleic acid binding; exonuclease activity. The record is from RefSeq and is a predicted model, not a curated record. Lineage: Eukaryota; Metazoa; Chordata; Lepidosauria; Squamata; Sphaerodactylidae. The transcript is spliced from 16 exons. The coding region runs from base 92 to 3280 and encodes 1062 amino acids.